ACAAUUGCCAUCUGUAUAUAUAAAGGCAAUAUAGCCAGUGAUCAUCUCGUCUGUGAAGCUUGUUACAGUUCACCGGCCGGCAUACUUCGCCUGAGAAAAUGGACGAGUCCUGGAGAAUGAAAAUGGGAAUGCCUUUCACCACCACAACAACAACAAAAACCAGUCUUCCCAGCCGGCAUUCCAUGGAAGCCACAACUCGUCGCCGGCGGGAAAUCUCCGGCAACUCUGAAUUGGCCCCCGAAGAUUUCAGUGACGUAUUCGGAGGACCUCCUCGCAGUGUACUUCAACGGCAGUUCUCCGCCUGCGAUGAUUAUACCAGGCCCUCAAAUUUAUCCUACGAUGAGAUGUUUCGACCGCAGGCGAGUAUGGCUCCGGCGAGGUGUUACCAAAACUUGCCGGAAUUCAGGAUUCCGGUAGAAAAAGGUGGCCGGAGAAUUGAUCACGGGUUUUAUGGCGAUAUAUUUGGAUGCAACGAAGAAGAAGAAAUGAUGAGAAGGUCGAGGACGAGGUCAGGUUCUAAGUCCAAGGCGAGCUCUUCGUCGGCGUUGAGCUCAGAGGACGUUAGCCCCCUCCGGCCGGCUAUCGGUGGCGAAUGUUAUGACGACAUUUCGUUCUUCGCUACAAAACUCAGACCAAUAAAUGUACCAACUGGAUGGAACUCAACUAGAAGGAUGUAUGAAGAAUACCAAGGGCUGCAGGGAACGCCAGUAUUUUCAUGCCAUCCACCUUACAAUAACACCAAAAACGAGCACAGUGAGGAUUUCAGAAGCAAUAAUCUUGCAUUCAACCGAAGAAAUUCAUCUCCCGAAUCAUUUAGUAUGAAUCCCAUUUCUUCUAGCAACCACAAGGUGUCUACAAAUGCUUUCGAGCUCAACUCGCCUUCCUCUAUUGUCUCCUCCUCACUUUGUAAAGAGCAUGAUGACAGCAUAGCCUGCAGAGAUCAACAUAAUAUGUCUCAACUAGAAACGUCGGAGCAAGAUGAAGAUGAAAUCAUGAGCUCUUAUGUUAUUGAAGUCAACCCCGAUUAUGGAGAAGGAUCAGCGGAGGAAGAAAAUGCGGUCCAUGAAGCUAUUGCUUGGGCUAAAGAGAAGUUCCAAGGACACUGUUCAGAGAAUAAUUUGAGGUUUGAAGAGGAAAAACAGCAGUCAGGAGAGAUAGAAGAAGUGUCCACUUUACAUCAGUUUCUGGAGGAACAAAGAGAUGGACAUGAAUUGACCAAAAUAACUACGGAUGAGGAACCGGAUAAAUGGGCAACUGGAGAAGAAAGACUGCAACUUCAGAAUGAUAUGGAAUUGGAGUUACUGGAUGAAAAGGUAACGCUAUGGUCGACUGGCAAGGAAGCUGACAUCUGAUUGCUCCUUUCAACACUACAUCAUAUUGUAUGGCCUAAAAGUGGGUGGCUUCCAAUUCCAUUAACAAACUUAAUAGACAGUGCACAUGUGAAGAAGACUUAUCAGAAAGCAAGACUCUGUUUGUAUCCGGACAAAUUGCAACAAAGAAAAGCAACCCUUGUGCAAAAAUAUGUUGCACAGAAGGCAUUUUCCAUACUUCAGGAUACUUGGGCAGCAUUCCUUUCUGCAGAUAUCUUCUUCCGUCACUGAGAAACAGUUUUAUUAUCUAUGCCCUUUACCCGCAUGUGAGAAAAAAGAAACAAGGAAGUUUGUACUUCAGAUUGCUUAAAUGCUACUGAUGAAAAAUGAUCAACGGAUGCCAAGUUGUUCGCAUAGCACUUGUGUUGUAUAGGGUGUGUUGAAGGGGAUGUCUUAUUAGAAUUUUCUCUCUUUAACAAUAUAGUUGUGUGUGUGUAUGUGUGAACCAAUAGCUUUUGGGUUAAGAUUAACAUAUAGGUUGAAAAAUCA
Messenger RNA from Nicotiana attenuata, 1859 nucleotides. RefSeq lists its product as uncharacterized. Bases 99 to 1352 code for a protein of 417 amino acids. The record is from RefSeq and is a predicted model, not a curated record. Lineage: Eukaryota; Viridiplantae; Streptophyta; Magnoliopsida; Solanales; Solanaceae. The transcript has 7 exons.